AUGGCUUUUUCUCUGAGAGAUGACCCUCGAGUUCCAGAUCGUUGGGAUCUGGACUCUCCUGCCUUGUCCACUUGCAGCAAUGCGGAUAUUUUCCGCCGUAUGAACACCAUGCUUGGCAAUGCAUUGGAUUUCACCGGUGUCUGCACCACACCCAACAUCAAGGGGAAGCGAGGCCCGCAGUGUGAACGCAAAGACUCGGAGCUGGCUGCGGUGGGAAGCAGGAUGCUCUUCCCCAGCUGCAGUGGCAGCAGCGGCAUGUCAAUCUCCCAGGAGAUGUCGUCGUCCAGGGGCCUACAGGAUGUCACCGACCUAGGCCUGGGCCUCCAGUCUCUAAGUUUGUCUGGUUGGGAUCGCCCCUGGAGCAUCCAGGAUAAUGAUACACACAUUACUACUUCCCAGACUCAAACUAGCUCACCCUCCAUGCGAGGGAUAUUGAACAGCCCUCUGGGUAACCUCCUGGGAAAACCCCCAGCUUACCUGCCUGAGCCCAUGAGCACAACUGCUGACUUCCUGGAAAAGUUCCCUGUUAUGGCACGCAUGGCAAACCGACUAGACUCGCGCUCUUUCCUGGACUCGCGCUCCAGCAGUCCUGUGGACUCGGAGACCAGUGGCUUUAGUUCUGGCUCAGACCACAUCUCUGACUUGCUGUCAACCCUGAGGAUCUCCCCUCCCCUGCCUUACAUAAUGUCCAACAUACAGAAGGAGCCACUGCGACUUCAGUCUCGCCUGGACAACCACGACAGCAACUCUCCUCUGACCCCACCACCCAGCGCCAGCCCUGCCUCCUCAGCCAUUUCCCGUCGCUGGCCUGCUAGCUCCCUGUGGCCUGGUCUGGACUUGCUUGACCAGCCUGAUGAUACCUUUAGCAUAGAGAGGGAGGCCCGCCUGCAUAGACAGGCUGCUUCUGUGAAUGAUGCCACAUUUACCUGGAGAGGGGAGCUGCCACAAAGAAACAACAAGAAUCCUCUGUACUCCUGCAAGGUCUUUCUUGGAGGAGUGCCCUGGGACAUCACUGAGGCUGGCCUGAUCAGCACAUUCAGUGGCUAUGGCCCUCUAAGUGUGGAGUGGCCGGGUAAGGAUGGCAAGCACCCUCGUUGCCCUCCUAAAGGUAAUAUACCCAAAGGCUAUGUUUACCUGGUAUUUGAAAAUGAGAAGUCUGUGCGAGGGCUGCUCCAUGCCUGCGCUCAAGACCUACUGCAACCUGAGGACACUAGGGAGUACUACUUGAAGAUGUCCAGCCGCAGGAUGCGAUGCAAAGAUGUGCAGGUUAUCCCCUGGGUGAUCUCUGAUAGUAACUAUGUGCGCUGCCCCUCUCAGCGUCUGGACCCCAGCAAAACUGUCUUUGUGGGUGCGCUGCAUGGCAUGCUAAAUGCUGAGGCCCUGGCAAAUGUCAUGAAUGACUUAUUUGGAGGGGUCAUGUAUGCUGGCAUUGACACGGACAAGCACAAGUAUCCCAUUGGCUCUGGACGUGUCACCUUCAACAAUCAGCGCAGUUACCUGAAGGCGGUGUGUGCUGCAUUUGUAGAGAUCAAGACCCCCAAGUUUACAAAGAAGGUUCAGAUUGACCCAUACCUGGAAGAUGCUCUAUGCCAAGUUUGCAAUCGCCAAGCUGGGCCUUUCUUCUGCAGAGACCAGGCAUGCUUCAAGUACUUUUGCCGUUCCUGCUGGCACUGGCAACACUCCAUGGAGGUCUUCAUUACCCACCGGCCCCUUAUGCGCAACCAGAAGAACAGGGAUUCCAGCUAGAGCUGAUGGGCCUGAGUAACCGGAGAAGGGCCAAGAGUAAUGGCCCCACACUAAAGGGUGAGGUUGCCCGCCGAGCAGAGCACGAGUGCCAGACAGCCUUCACACUGAGGCACCAUGGCACUCCCACCAGGCACUGGGGAAUAACUAGAAAAUGUUCACUAUUGCACUUGCUACAUUUUUGCUGUUUACUUGUUCAGUGGCACUAUGCACAGUGACCUUGUUAGGUUAGACAAGGGGUCCCUCGCACUUAUGCAGUUUCCCAGACUUGUGGCCAGACAGAUGGGAGUCAGCCCAGGGUUUAGAAAUAGAUAACUUUUUGUUGUUGUUGCAUAUUAAAGAAAUCACGCAAGUUUCAUUGGCAAAUGCCAUACAGUGCCUUUACAUUUUUUUUCCCCUUCAUUCCAGUUGGCAUGUUAAUUUUUUUUCCUGUGCAAGCCAACGGUUUUUGUUUUUUUUUUUAAUUUGGAAGAUAACAAAUAGGCUUCAUUUAAUCGGUCGCAUUUCAGACAUUUUUACGCAGUUUUUUACUAACUUGUACACAAACGGUUUUAAGUCACAACAUAAAUUUUGAACAGAAUUCUGCCAAGUGGCUUUUUAAUUAUUUUUCUCCCCCUCCCCCGUUUUGCUACUCGGCCACAAUGCAAUUCUCUGUGGCUGUUGGUGUUUCCUUUGCCAUCACAUAGUUCUCCUGAAUUGGCACAAAAUGUUAUGACUUUGCUUGCCCUUGUUGGUUCAGUUCAUUUUGCCUUGUUGAUCCAGUGUAUAAGUGUUAACAUUACUGGAUGUGGCAUUGAUCUAGUAUAAAGUGUAACAACAUUACUGGACAUGGCUUUAAUACACCCCCCUCCCCCCCCCAAAAAAAAUUUUUUUGGAUCUUAUCAAGACUGAACAUGACAUUGUGAUUGUAAAUAGUUUGAGUGUUGCACUUUUUAAUUUGCACUUGAGGGGUCGCAGUGGUUUUUAAUCACUUUUUGUACAUCAGCAGAGGGACGGGUAUCGUCUCGGGCACGUGCCCUGAUUCCAACAGCUGCUUGUUUUCUGUUGAUUGUAAGAACUUCCCACUGUACUAGAGCUUGAGUAGACCCCUACCCCCGGCUCUUGCCCUGUCCCCAUGCCUUCCUGUUCCGUUGGACAGAUGUAUAAGCUGUGUGCCAAAGACAGUGUCAUGACGUUAACCAGUUUGUCUUGCUGAGCCUGUUGUCUAGCCCAGCUGCUUUUUAGAGUUUUCUAAGUCUACCUCAUUGUGGUCUGCCAUGUUUGCUGCUACGUACAGAUGGAGUAUGUUCAGAUUGGGCACAAUAAAGGUGUUGAAGCAUUAUUUAUUGUAUCUGGUCUCUUCAUUUGAACAUGCAAGCUGCAUUUAGGUUUUUUUUAAAGGAUUAACAUUUAGUUGCUUAACAGGACUUGCUGUGUUGGGAUCCUUGUUAAUCACGGGUAAACCAAAUGUCUGCAUGCCAGAACUGUUCAAUUAUUGAUGUAGCGGUAUAAGAACUAAUGACUGCAAAUUAGGUACUAGGAGCAUCUUCCCUGCUUUUUUUGCUUUUUAACCUUGGAGGGCUGAGCAAUGAGGUGCCCUGGGGAACGUAAUGCAUGUAUACACUGAGCCAAAACCUUAUGACCACGCGGUGGCAGCAAGCCAAGUAGGGCACUCCAGACAUGUGUAUGCAGUGUAACGCAAAGCACUUGUCCAACAAGAACGAGUCAACAUUUGCUUGGUUUGCCUGUGAAUAACAUGACAUUUUUGCAUUUGAGAGUUUUAAAUGGUGUAUUGACAAUUUUUCCAACAUGUCCUAGUUUGACCAUUAUACUCGAUACCCUGGUGUAUGGUUUGAGAUCUCAGGUCAUGUUUUGUCUUUCUGAUGCCGACAUUGCAAUGUGUCUGCACUGAAUAACCAAUUUAAAAUUGUCAGUCAAUACCAUUUUCAAAUGGUGACUGUUUGAUAGUGUUCA
Lampris incognitus (smalleye Pacific opah) is the source of this 3696-nucleotide messenger RNA. It is a transcript of the gene cpeb1b, whose product is annotated as cytoplasmic polyadenylation element binding protein 1b. The record is from RefSeq and is a predicted model, not a curated record. Gene Ontology annotation, biological process: negative regulation of cytoplasmic translation. Bases 1 to 1746 code for a protein of 581 amino acids. The transcript is spliced from 12 exons. Gene Ontology annotation, molecular function: mRNA regulatory element binding translation repressor activity; mRNA 3'-UTR binding; translation factor activity, RNA binding. Gene Ontology annotation, cellular component: nucleus; synapse; neuron projection. NCBI's taxonomy places the organism in Eukaryota, Metazoa, Chordata, Actinopteri, Lampriformes, Lampridae.